ACUUUUGAUGACUAUUUUCCAGAUUUUAUAACUUGGUUCAUGAACAAAUUAAUUUCUUUCGUCGAAACAAUCAUUUAGCGGCCGAUCUUCUUCAUUCGAUUUUUAUUUAAGUGUGAGAUAAAGGGAAUACGAGCGGUACAGAUAAGUUUAUUACAAGGAACAGUAUUCAGCAAUAUGUAGUGACACGCGCGAAUGCCUGGCUUCGACUGACUCUCUCGCCUCCUAGCUGUCAUUUUCGCUGUCAUUUGACCGAGGGGUAGCCCUGUCCUACAUAAGUUCCUUUUUUAUCGUAUUCUUUCUUGCUUGUCUGUGUCCCUAUUGCUGUUCUCUGCCCUCUUUGCUGGCACGUGCUACACACACAUUAUUCCGGAAGGAAUUCCUAUCGCGUUCUCCCUUUUCAUCUACCGUUUGCUUUGUGGUCAAAUGGAACAUGUGUGUCCUACAAGUCAAAGACCAUUUGGGGUGCUUUGCUAGAGGGCUGUAAACUUUAUACUGAUCCCCCUUGAUACAAAGCAAAUGAUAGCACAGGGACGAUCCUCACGCUUUACUGACGCAGGGAGAAAGAUAGUGGGUCGGGUCAACAUACCGACGCAGUUCACUCUUGUCCUUCGUUCCGUGCAGAUCAAAGCUUCCUAGUGUGUGCGCAAGUUGUGCGUUAUUAUUGUGCUCUGGAGGAACUGUAACCGGUGAUCGAGAUGGAGCACUACACGCUGGGUAUAGACAGGAUAAGCUCGUACGGCACGAUUGAUGCUACCGGUGGUGGUUCUACGUAUCUGUCCCAUUACCCAACGCCAGAUACCUCGCUGUGUCGGAGCAGCUACAGUGCGUCAUCUCCUGGGACGAGUCCAUCGGUGUCUGGACCGGAUCUAAGUCACACCAACUUCGGACUAUCCUUUGCUGAUGUAAUGUUCGACGGAGAAUCGUUUGUCCAGAUAAGCUCAUCUGAUCUUCAAAUAUUCGGUUCUGCUGGAUCUCAUAACACCGGUGAGCCGGCCGAUUGUUCCAGUCAAAAUCUACCCAACUCCCUCUACACAACGGAAGUGCCAAGUUGCGGAAACACUUGCUCCACUCUAACCUCUACCCCUGUCAGUUGCAAUACGAACGCGCGCCGUCUGUACAAGACGCGUAAAUCGAUCUCCGCGCUAGUGGGCAAAGAUCGCAAAAAGGAUUGUACUCCGACGAGUCCGACGGUGUUGAAAAAACGACGCCUCGCAGCGAAUGCACGUGAACGGAAGCGUAUGAACAGUCUCAAUGUGGCGUUCGAUCGGUUGCGCGAGAUCGUACCUUCGCUCGGCCCAGACCACAAGCUGUCCAAGUUUGAAACGCUUCAAAUGGCUCAAACGUACAUUAACGCGUUGAGUGAUCUGCUGGAACGUGGAGCAGACGCCACUACGUACAGCCUUUUCGACAGUCUCGAUUCCAGGGCGAAUGAUACGAACAACAACAGCAGCAGUGAAAAUGGACAUCUGAAUGAUAAUGCGAGCCUGAACGAGUUAGGAGAUGAAGAAUCGUUAGAUGAUGGAUUUUUAGAUAUUGGAUAUGCGUAACUCUCGACAUGGGGAAUUAAACAAUUAGUAUGAAAGUAAAACUAUUUUAAUCGGUUAAGAAACACGAAAAUGUACCAGUGAUAUUAUACAACUUUGUCGGAAAUGGAGUUCCACUUGCCAGUGAUCGUGAAGCAAGACAGUACGAGUUAGUUGCGUUCUAGUCGUAAGCGUUUGUUUAUUCUUUUUUUUACUCCGAAUGGAAUCGAAUGAUAUUAUACUGAUAUUGUGUAAGAACUAUUGCAUGUGUGUGAACAGUUUUAAAUGAAUUAAAAAUAAAGCAGCAUGGA
Messenger RNA from Anopheles funestus (African malaria mosquito), 1834 nucleotides. RefSeq names its product protein dimmed-like. Gene Ontology annotation, molecular function: protein dimerization activity. The transcript has a single exon. NCBI's taxonomy places the organism in Eukaryota, Metazoa, Arthropoda, Insecta, Diptera, Culicidae. The record is from RefSeq and is a predicted model, not a curated record. The coding region runs from base 696 to 1547 and encodes 283 amino acids.